Aspergillus saccharolyticus JOP 1030-1 is the source of this 1032-nucleotide messenger RNA. Its product is annotated as cutinase-domain-containing protein. Gene Ontology annotation, biological process: carbohydrate catabolic process. Gene Ontology annotation, cellular component: extracellular region. The transcript has 3 exons. Gene Ontology annotation, molecular function: cutinase activity. Lineage: Eukaryota; Fungi; Ascomycota; Eurotiomycetes; Eurotiales; Aspergillaceae. Bases 112 to 885 code for a protein of 257 amino acids. The record is from RefSeq and is a predicted model, not a curated record.
CAUCGUUCUUUGCAAUCAGACAGAGCUGUGCUCGUUCUACCCUCGUUACCCAAUCAAUUAUCACGUUCUUUUUUGAUUUCUUUUGCAAUCAAUCUUGUCUUGCAUUUCACAAUGAAGUCGGUCAUUGCUCUCUCUCUGCUUACCACCGCCCUGGGCGCCCCGACCGGUAGCGUCAGCACCGGCACCAGCACCGUUGACCUGACUACCCUGGAAUCUCUGUUCCCGGUCAGUGGCGCCAGCACCGGCACCAGCACCAGCGACGGUCUGGGUGCCCUGGAAUCGCUGUUCCCCAGCAGUGACAGCACCACCAGUGGCCUCAGCAGCCUCUUCGGUCGUGCUACGACUGAUUCCUCCACCGCCAACGAUGUCACCGACAACACCGGCUGCAAGGAGCUCACCUUCAUCUUCGCCCGCGGAACCUCCGAGACUGGAAACAUGGGCACUAUCGUCGGGCCGGAGGUGGCUGCUGACCUGCAGUCGCUGACCAGCAACAAUGUCGCCGUGCAGGGCGUCGAUUACGCUGCCGACUGGGCCGGUAACGAGAGCAUGGGUGCUGAAGGCGGCCCCACCAUGGCUUCGUUGGUCAAGCAAGCCAUCAGCCAAUGUCCCAACACUAUAGUCGUGGUGGGUGGCUACUCGCAGGGCGCCAUGGUAGUACACAACGCUGCUAGCUCGCUGAGCUCCGGCGAAAUCCAGGCAGCUGUACUCUUCGGUGACCCGCUCAAGGCCGAGUCGAUCGAUAACCUCAGCUCCUCCAAGGUGAAGGAGUUCUGCGCCACCGGCGAUCCCGUCUGCGAGAACGGCAGCGAUGUCUCGGCCCACCUGUCCUACGGCGACGAUGCGCAGACCGCGGCGCAGUUCUUGAUUAGCGCGGUCGGUCUGUAAAGGAUUUCUCGCGGAGUUCACUACGCGAUGUGUCCUGGGGGGAAGUCCGGAGAGUGGCGAGAAACGGCAGUGUUUGGGUUUGGUCCUGUGGUGUAUAUAAGAGAGACCCCCGUGCUUGGGAAUAUGCACUGGGGUUAGAGUCUAAUC